Molecule: messenger RNA, 1832 nt
Organism: Aegilops tauschii subsp. strangulata
Lineage: Eukaryota; Viridiplantae; Streptophyta; Magnoliopsida; Poales; Poaceae
Biological process (GO): polyamine transport
Cellular component (GO): periplasmic space
Molecular function (GO): polyamine binding
Source: RefSeq, a predicted model, not a curated record
GAUAAGCUGCGCAGGUCGGAGGCGGAGGCGGCAGCCUGACCGGCGAUGGAGGGGAAGCCGCUGCAUCUCCUCCUCCCCCACCCCCACCCUCGCCCCCCAUUCCCAGGCCACCUCCCCAACCACGGCCUCCCGGAGCCCCGCCUCCGCCUCUCCCUCCACCACCGCAACCCGAAGGCGAGGCAGCUCGCCUUCUCCCCCCGGCCGCCCAACAGCCAACCGCCCGGCCGGGGAGGCUGGGAGUGGGCGCGGGGCGCCUCCGCGGCGGCGGCGCUGGCGCUCCACCUGGCCGUCUGCUCCCUCCUCAUCCUCUUCCCCGCCCCGGCGGCACGCGCGUGCGCCCAGCCGCCCCCUCCCCCCGCUGCCGUGGAGGCCAAGGAGCAGGAGGAGGGCGACGAGGAGUGGGAGGCCGCGCUGCAGCAGUGGAAGUCCAAGACCUACGCGCUCUCCGUGCCCCUGCGCGUCGUCGCGCUCCGCGGCUCCUUCCCUCCCGCGUGGAUCAAGGAUUUCAUUGAAGCACAGGGGAAGAGGCUCAAAUUCAGCCCUGAGUUCCGCCCUAGUAUCGACGCACUCUUCUCUGAGUUGUCAAAAUGUGUGGACAAAGGUCAGGUUCAGCCCAAAUCUGCGAUGGCAGCUGAUGUCGUUUCUAUUGGGGACUCUUGGCUCGGCUACGCCAUCCGUAAGGGACUGGUAGAACCUAUCAACAAUGCUGAAGAACAGGAUUGGUAUCGGAGCCUAAGUGACAGAUGGAAGGUUCAUUUGUGCAGGAACCAGAAUGGAGAGGCAGAUUCUAAUGGCUCGGUAUGGGGUGUUCCAUACAGAUGGGGCACAGUGGUCAUUGCAUACAAGAAAAGCAAGUUUAAGCAGCAUAACCUGAAGCCAAUACAGGAUUGGGAGGAUUUGUGGAGGCCUGAACUUGCUGGGAAGAUUUCAAUGAUUGAUUCUCCCAGAGAAGUAAUUGGUGCAGUCCUUAAGCAGUUGGGAUCAUCAUAUAACACGAUUGACAUGGAAACAGAAGUCAAUGGUGGUAGAGAAGCAGUCCUAAGCAGCUUUACACAGCUACAAAAACAGGUCCAGCUAUUUGACAGCAUGAACUAUCUGAAAUCAUUUGGAGUUGGGGAUGUUUGGGUCACAGUGGGUUGGAGCAGCGAUGUCAUCCCUGCUGCAAAGCGAAUGUCCAAUGUCGCUGUUGUUGUUCCCAAGUCAGGCAGUAGCCUCUGGGCUGAUUUAUGGGCCGUACCUUGUGCGACAAGGUUUCAGACUGAUCGAAUCGGGGGCAGAACUAGAGGCCCAUCUCCACUCAUCCACCAGUGGUUCGACUUCUGUCUGCAGAGUGCCAGAAGCUUGCCCUUUCGCCAGGAAAUUAUCCCAGGAGCAUCGCCGCUGUUCCUUGAGAACCCAGCUCCAGAGGUUCUGCAAGAUCGAAACAAGAAGAAGCCAAAGCUGGAGAGUAACCUUGUCAGGGGAGUGCCUCCCCCUGAAAUCCUGGAAAAAUGUGAGUUCUUAGAACCUCUAUCGGACAAAGCGGUGGGUGACUACCAGUGGUUGAUGUCGAGAGUGCACAGACCACGCGGCGGUCUGCUUGGCACCAUGCUGCAAAAGAUAUCAACCAUGCUAGACUUAAAAUCGAGAUUUUAGAGCACACACCUAUCGAUACGAAGUUUAUCAGUCAUCAGUAUUUUUUCGAGCUGACCAGUGACCACUAACAAACCAAUAGUUCAAACCAUGCAUAGGAUCCACUUUUUACAGUACCACUUCUAAAAACCUCUCUUUGGAGAUUUAAUGUAAUCUGACUCUGAGAUUCGGACGAGAAAUGCUGCGGAUCAUCUCUGAAA